Messenger RNA from Quercus robur (English oak), 937 nucleotides. Its product is annotated as FCS-Like Zinc finger 3. Gene Ontology annotation, molecular function: zinc ion binding. Bases 191 to 517 code for a protein of 108 amino acids. Lineage: Eukaryota; Viridiplantae; Streptophyta; Magnoliopsida; Fagales; Fagaceae. Gene Ontology annotation, biological process: regulation of DNA-templated transcription. The record is from RefSeq and is a predicted model, not a curated record. The transcript has 2 exons.
CCUCUGAAGCACUAGAUUGUACCAAGUCAAGGCAACAAAGUCUUUAUAUACAUGCUCAAUUUUCAUAUCACUCUCCUUCCCCUUCAAAUUCACAUACUCAUUUCUCUCUCUGCGCAAACCAUUUUAACACACCAGCAAAGCCGAUUCUAGCAAAGAGUUUCUGCAUUUUUCUCUAUAGCUUGUUUUCACUAUGAGAUCGGGCAUGUUUCAUUAUGGUGGGUGUGAGGAUUAUUACAACGAGCCUCACUUCCUUGAAGCUUGUUUCCUUUGCAGGAAACCACUUGCUUCAAACAGUGACAUCUUCAUGUACAGAGGGAACACACCAUUCUGUAGCAAAGAGUGCAGGCAAGAACAGAUAGAGAUUGAUGAAUCAAAAGAGAAAAGCUUGAAACUUUCUUCUUCAUCUUCUUCUGCUUCUUCUUCUUCUUCCACUAGGGCUAUAAGAAAUAAGUCAGACCCCAACAAGAACUCUACACCAAACAAGGCUGUAAGGACGGGUACAGUUGCAGUGGCCUAAGCUAAGACUUCGUCUACAGCAAGCAGAAAGAAUGGUUAUCUAAAUCUUUCUAUUUUUAGAAAGAAAAAACUUCCACUUGAAAAUUAAUAGAGGAAGAAGUUGGAUCUAAAAGGGGUUGAGUAAUAUUGUAAAGAAAUAUUGGUGGGCUUAAAAGUUUGUGACAAAAAAAUGAAGACCCAUCAGAAAAUUUUGUUCUUAAAUUUUUUUUGGUAUUUACUUUUGUGUUAUUCCUUGUUGGAUGUUUGUUUAAGGAAUAACUAUUAUGGAAGAGUGGACAGAGUGGUUUCUGUAAUUUUUGUGUAAUGAGAUCUCUGUCUAGAGUUUUCUCUCUUUUGCAAAAAAUAUGAGGCGGUGAAAAUUAUCGAAGAUAAACUGUCCACAAAGUUUUUUAUUAAGAUAAAGUUCAUGGUUUCCUGCUAA